UAGUAAUAAGAGUAAUGGUUAUUCACAAUUCUCUGACAUUAUUUUUGGCAAUACAAGAACUGGCAAUCAGUAAAAUAAGUGAAACAAAUACGCGGUCAUUAUGCGAGUUACGUUUCAUGGUCAUGCAUAGUUAAGUCGUCUUUACGAUUGUCAAUAUUGAAAUUAGUAUGUAGAGUAUGUUUCUGGAGACAAACGAGUUAGCGAUGUAGAGACGGCCCAGUUAAUGAAUGGGUAUCGGAACAAUGUUUCAGCGUGUAAUUUAUUCAUUACACAGGCGUCCUCGAUUAGGUCGUCACUAACGGAAAGUCUCCGCCUGAUGAACUCUGACGUCCUCGCGAGUAGUGCACGCUAUCGAAGAUCAAUCGUCAUAUUAUCGGUGCAUCGCACACGUUCUUGACUCACAUCGCUUUACGAAAAAAUCAUUUUCAGUGAAACUGUAAAAAUAACCGUAACCAUAACAAAAGUGCUACGAAAACAAACUACGAUAAAAAGCAGUGAAGAUGUCGUGUGUCAGUUUUAACAUGGCAAGGCAUUGAGAGCAAUGGAGAAGUCCGCUCGGGCGCGAGUACUGAACAAGAUAUACACCGGUUGUGGAUGUCUGGUUCCAGCAUGGGCAUUCGAAGACGUAGAAGAAGAACAACUGUACUCGGCGUACACGCACCGCCAGAGACAGCGAGCAGUGCUAAGACUGCUCGCGAUCGGUGCGCUGCUACAAAUAUUUGCAAUAAUCGUGCCAGGAGAGAGGGAUUUACUGUUCGCCUACUCAUCGGUAGUUAUAUCAUUACUGAUAAACCUGGUUCUGGCUACAGCAUACGCUUGCAUCCGACCUGCUCGGUCCGCACUCACGCAUAUCGCCUGGCUCGUGGUUUGGAUGCAACUUUUGAUAAGCGCAUCUCGUCGACUUGGAGAUUCCUACAAUGAAUUACUGGGAUGGGCCUUCGUUAUCCAAUACUUCACUAUUACAACUAUGCCAUUUCAUCACUUCAUAUUGAUGGUGUACACUUGUCUAUCUCUCACUGCUUAUCUUAUGGUGCAAUACUACAAUGCUUCGACUGCGGAGAGCAGAUUCGCUGAGGAUUUUCCAAAUCAGCUAGUGGCUAAUGGGUGUUUACUAAUCUCGGCUUCGGUAUUGGGAGGAGCAGAGUAUUUAAUAAGCGAUAAACUGCAACGUUUGUCGUUUCUUGUAACAAAGAGAAGUCUUCACGACAAACUUACCAUAGAACAACAAAGUAAAGAACAGGAGCGUUUGUUGCUCUCGGUGCUACCAGAGCAUGUCGCGGUUCAGAUGCGCAAAGACUUGGGUUUGAUCGACACACAGUUCAAAAAGAUUUAUAUGUCACGGCACGAAAACGUGAGCAUCCUGUACGCAGAUAUCGUAGGAUUCACGGCUAUCUCAUCUACUUAUUCUGCUCAAGAUCUAGUGGCAAUUCUCAACGAGUUAUUCGCACGUUUCGAUAGACUGGCCGAGAAAUACCAGCAGUUGCGUAUAAAAAUCCUUGGCGACUGCUACUACUGCAUAAGCGGCGCGCCGGUAGAGCGGCCGGAUCAUGCCGUUUUGUGUGUGCACAUGGGAUUAUCUAUGGUCAAAGCUAUUAAGUACGUACAACAGACCACAAACUCGCCAGUGGACAUGCGCGUGGGCAUCCACACUGGUGCAGUCCUGGCUGGAGUACUGGGUCAGCGCCAAUGGCAGUUCGACGUCUAUUCCAGAGACGUUGAGCUCGCCAACAAGAUGGAAAGCAGUGGGAUGGCUGGUCGUGUCCACAUCUCCGAGGUGACCCUGGGGUUCUUGAACGACGAGUUCGAAGUGGAGCCGGCACACGGCGAGCGCCGCGAGGAGAUGCUGCGGCAAGCUGGUAUCAAGACUUACUUCAUCGUCCGCGUGCUUAAACCAUACCAGGGAGGCGAAGAGAGAAUAACGCUGGAGGGCGAGGCGGAGGGUGGCGACGCCGCCGACACGCUCUCCGAUCUCAAAGACGACGACGAGGACUCGGUUCUAUCCCCGCAAGACGAGAGCAAGGACAGCGAACAACAGAAAAUACUCUCUAUGUUGCAAGAAGAACUCGUGAAUAGAGAUGACGACAAGGAACUCGCGGAUGGCACGACUCUGUGCCUCACGUUCAAGGCGGCGGAGACAGAAAAGGCUUUUAUGGAGAGGAGGGACCCUUACCCUUUGACGGCGGCUGGACCGCCGUUGUUCUUCCUACCGGCUACGUUGAUCCUGGCCACAUUCGCCGUGCCGCCCACCUGGCCUGUAAGCGCAGUCUACCUCGCGCUCAUCCUGGAGACUGGCGUGAUCAAUGUCAUUUACUACGCUGGCUGUAGAUAUGCGCAAUAUAAGAAAAUUUCAGUAAGUCCAUACUGGAAAUUGACUUGCAGUAUGUUCAACAUAGGGAUGUACGUAGCAGCCAAUGUCGUUCCUUUGAUAAUUUGCGGCGGCUUCGAGACCGCUCUGCAGGAUGGGCUGCGUGCCGAUGCGCCCGCGCACAGCGGUGCCCGCCGCUGCCUACAUCCUUCCUACUUCUACCACGUGGGCGGGGGCCUUUUAUGCGGCGUGCUUUGGGUAACGCCGAUGGGCGGUUGCGCGCGGACGGCGCUACUGACGCUACUGGCGACGGCGUUCGCGCUACCUUCCGCGCUACACCCCGCGCUAUUAGCGCCACGGCCGACCCUCGACCGCGACCCCUUCAGGGAAAGCUACAACGCAACGAUGGAUUAUGACGAAAACGUAUUAGAAAUACUGUCACAAAUCCACAAAGCCAGACACAUCGUGAUGUUGUUUUUCAUAACAAUCAUCGUACUCAUAUUCAAUAGAUAUAUCGAAUCGCUGGAGCGCGCGCGGCAUUCGCGAGGGGAACGCAUGCGUGUACAGGCUGAGCAAGCCGCCGACCUGCGCCAGCGCAACCAGGCGCUCGUGCACAACGUGCUGCCGCCGCACGUGGCGCGCCACUUCAUGGGCGCGCGCCACCACCACCGCGACCUCUACAGCCAGAGCUAUGCAGAGGUCGGCGUGCUCUUCGCCUCUAUGCCCAACUUCUCAGAGUUCUACUCGGAAGAAACGGUUAACAACCAAGGCCUGGAAUGUUUGCGAUUUCUCAACGAGGUUAUAUCGGACUUCGAUCUGCUCCUAGAAGAUGCUAGAUUCAAAGAUAUUAUAAAAAUCAAGACUAUCAGCUCUACGUAUAUGGCUGCAUCAGGCCUAAACCCAACUCGACAAAUGCAGCCCUCAGAUGGCGUGUUAGUCCGGUGGAAGCACCUGGCCUGCCUGGUAGAGUUCGCGCUGGAGCUGCAGCACGUGUUGACUGGGAUCAACGAGCAGUCGUUUAACCACUUCGUAUUGAGACUCGGCGUCAACCACGGCCCCAUCACGGCCGGCGUCAUAGGCGCCAGGAAGCCCCACUACGACAUAUGGGGAAAUACCGUCAACGUCGCCUCGAGAAUGGAGAGCACGGGGAAAGCUGGCUGCAUACAGGUCACGGAAGAGACUUGUCACAUUCUGGAAAACUUUGGUUAUUACUUCGAACAACGGGGCCUAGUCGCAGUCAAAGGGAAGGGCCAGCUCAUGACCUACUAUCUUCAGGGGAAGCACGCCAGCGGUACACCACAACCGAUCAAACAACCCGACGACGUUUCUGCCCUAGACGAGGGCGGCGCAGGCGACGCGCUCUUAGCCAACGGCGGCACGCCCGCGCCCAAUCGCCCUUCACCGCGCCACGCAGCCUCCGAAGAUGACAAACCCCUCUUACAAUCUCAACCACCACCAACCGAGUAGUUCUAUACCUUUUGUUCUAAAGCGUACCCACCACGUAAAACGCAAUCUUUACAAGUCACUGAAAAGUUUCAUAACGCCAAAGUCUAUUAGUGCAUAGUUAAUGAGAGCUUAGAGCGUACUCGCUCUCCUUUGGCAAUAAUCAUUUUUAUUUUCAAAGUACAAUUGGUAGAUGUCUCACAAACAAAAGUUUUCAGUUACCAAAAUUGUACUCGUAGUAAAAACGAAUCUUCGGAAAAUUCUAAUAAUAUGUUUAGAAAUCGGUUAUUUUCAUUUCAAAAUCGUAAAUCUUAAAUUAUCUUACACGCCUCUUUUCUCAUCCAAAGAUCGUUAACCUUUUGUUUGAAGCCAUUGACCUUGACCGCGUCACGUAAUUUUACGAUGGCUUUGUUGAACAAAAUGGUCAUUCCUUCAUAGUACUAUUUCUGUGACUGUAAAAAUAACGGUACGUUUCGAAAUUCAUAAAAAGGUGAAAUACUGAUAUUCCAAUAAAAUAUUUGAAACGGAUUACGCUUACUGCAAAAAAAACUUGAUAUUUGUUAUUAUGCCUUAAUUUAUCAAGUAAGCUUGAGUAUUAAUAAAACACCACUAAUAUAUCUAAUAAUAAAGUAUUUAGCUGUAGAGAUGUAGUGUAAGACACAAUUACUUUAUUGAUGUGUAAUUUUACAUACUAUGUUUUGCAUAUCUCAUAGAGAUGUGAUUUUGACAAGUUUUAAAAUUCCUUGAAUAAUGAAAAGAAUGAAAAUCGGACGCUAAAUGCAAUCCUGAUGGUCUAUAGAUACCUACCCAUUAACAAAAAUUAAAAUAUAUUUACAUGGGAUGACCAAGCGCUGGUUUAGAUAGAGCAGACAAUAUACAUAGGUACAGAAAUAUUAAUCAAACUGAAAUUUUAACUCAUAAUCAUGAAUUUAUGUAACAAAAUUUGAGUUUUUGUUUAAACAAGGAGACUUUAAAAAAUCUCGUUUCCGAUAAGAAUGUGUGAACGUAUCUAUCGUGGUAAUUAAAAUUACCGCCUUGAAUUAACUUGCGGAUAAUAAUGAGAAAGUGAAUGUAGCCUAAUGGUCAUUACGUAAGAUUCCGACUCAUGCUGAAGCCUGUGACGAGGUGUCAUGAGGUCAUCUGCUGCGUUAAGAUUACUAGAGGAAAAAGGGACAAAAAAGUAACUCCACUCAAUAUAAAACGUGUCAGCAGAUAACGCGUUACCGCCACUCAUUAUGAAUCCUAGAAUCCAUAAAAGCCAGCCCAUUAAAUUGGCCCUUGCGACAUUUGCGCAAAGUAGGAGGAAACAGCUUUUUUCGCAUUCUAAAAAACACAAGUACAUGUGCAUUGUGCAGCUCACUUCGAUUGGUUCCACAAAGGAAAAACAAUAAUUAAAAGUGGCAUUAUAUUACUCCUAAAACAGACGCUCUAUCUAUUAUUUAUUAUUUUCCACUUAUCAGCGAACUGUUUAUUCCAUUCGGUGCUAUUUCUCACGCGUCACGUGUGUAUCAAUGAAGCGGCAAGACGCAAGCAGAAUAGUUAGACAAUAGAAAGGUUUAAUCAUAAGAAUGUUAGACCAAAUAAUGUGACUCAACUUGUUUUGUUAAAUCCAUUGAUUUAUAUCAAGGAUGAGGAGAAGAUUUGCUUUUUAGAUUAAAAUGCAUACACUUCAUGAUUACUGAGUUGGUAUUACUUGGUCCCUGGUUCCAGGAUAGACCCAUCAUUUAUUCUCGUAGACCUUAAAAAGAUGGUACCUAUUUAAAGUUGUUUUAUAGCAUUUAAUAUGAAUAGUGAUACAAACGCUGUAAUUAGAACAAAAACCACGUACAAAUUACUGCUACAAUAUCUAACAAAAGUAGGAUUUACGGGUAGUCAUCUGCAGUCGGUAUUUCUUCAUAUUUACAUCGGCUGUGUCUCUAAAUGUCGGCAGACGAAAUGUGCACGCUCUUGAUCCUUUGAUCGAGCGGCAUAUUAACGAUGGGUGAUUGUUAUUAAACAAACAAAUAAUUUGCCUGUUGAGUUUAAACCACAGACAAAAUGUUGAAAGAAAAACCACCAUUUGUUCUCUCAAUAAAUUGUUAGACAAUAAUUAAUUACCAGCUAAUGUUAGCGCACGUGCGGAAAUUAGUAACGCAUAUUUCUGUCGUUUGGUUGUUCUAAAAUAAUUAAUAAAUAAAUAUAGAGAUACUUGCACAUCUACAUGUUGCGCACUAGCCUAAGAGAUACAUGCUAUAAUUAUGUUAGUACCUACAAGGGGGUUCUGGAACAAAUAAUCUCUAUUGAAAACGGAACUUAAAGCUUUUAACUACCCGACAUUAUAAUUUCACUAUUCACAUGCAAAAACUUUCACAUACGUUGUUCUUUCCAUAUAAAUAUCUCAUCUUAACAGUUAGUUGGUGGUCCCAUAUAAAAGAUUUUUCAUGGGGUUUAUUAGAGAGAACUCUUUUGGUUAGUGUGCUAGAUCGCAAGAUCUCCUUAAAUAUGUAUACAGCAUCGAUUCAUUCGAUUGUUUAGACGCAAAACGCUCAUCGAUAUUACAAAUACGCGACCUAACUUCGGCAUUCAGAGAUACGUAGCCCUUUACAAUCUCAUGUCUACAAGUAGCUAUAUUGUGAUAUUUAUUACUAGUGUAUAGAUUGGUUAGCAUCAAUGUCGCAUAGUCCAGGUAGCGUGAGUUGAUAUUUUGUGUCUGAAUUAACUAGGUGAUGAUUAAUACAUUUUAAUGAUUAGUGUAGGUUCAUAAAAUUAUUUGGAAACUGUGCUUUCAUAACGUCGCCUAGUAUUAAUUUUUAGCCUAAGAAAUUAUCACGAAUGUGUACUUUUGUAUUAGAAAAAUACUUAGAUUAGGGCAUAGUAUAAACUUUGCUACUCUAAUUAGAAUUACCAUACAUUUAGUUUAAAGUUUUAUCUGUAUCUAUAUG
This is a messenger RNA of Ostrinia furnacalis (Asian corn borer), 6669 nucleotides long. RefSeq names its product Adenylate cyclase 3 (gene Ac3). The transcript has 22 exons. Gene Ontology annotation, biological process: intracellular signal transduction; cAMP biosynthetic process; adenylate cyclase-activating G protein-coupled receptor signaling pathway. The coding region runs from base 542 to 3772 and encodes 1076 amino acids. Gene Ontology annotation, cellular component: plasma membrane. The record is from RefSeq and is a predicted model, not a curated record. Gene Ontology annotation, molecular function: adenylate cyclase activity. Lineage: Eukaryota; Metazoa; Arthropoda; Insecta; Lepidoptera; Crambidae.